AUGGGCGGCAUGGUCGAUUGGGCAGCGCGUCCCACAUAUCCCUUGGAACAGCUCAGACGCUACUUCGACCGGAUCGGGCUCCCCGAAAAUUAUCGAGAAGCUUUGCAAGAUGUAGCGAUCCUCCAUGGCCAGUCUGCAUUAGCUUUGCUGAAGAUGCUGCAACGAUACCAACUAGCAGCUGUCCCUUUCGAAAACCUGAACCUCCACUAUGCUGUUCAUCGGAGUAUUUCCAUUGAUCCUUACAAGGUGUUUGAGAAAAUUGUUGAUUCUAAGUCUCGUCGUGGGGGCUAUUGCAUGGAGAACAGUCUCUUGUUUGGCACCGUCCUACGAAGUCUGGGAUACGAUGUGACCACCGUAGGGGGGCGAGUCAACGAAGCUGCGCAGCCCAUGUCUGCCUCGAAGAAUUGGAGAGGACCCAAGUAUGACGGAUGGAAUCACAUGGUCAACAUCGUAACUAUCGAUGAACAAAAGUACCUUGUAGACGUUGGAUUUGGCUCCAAUGGGCCACACCAGCCCAUCCCACUGGUCCAGGAUUAUGAGUUCCACAACGUUGGUGAACAGUCGGGCCGGCUAGUCAACGGACCUAUCGCUCAACACACUAGCAGGAGCCAAUCUCUGUGGCAGUACGAAUUUCGCAACGGGGACAGUCAUUGGAUUCCGGCUUACUGCUUCACCGAGAUGGAGUUCCUUCCAGAGGACUUCACUAUGAUCAACUACUACAUGAGUACCAGCCGGGAAAGCUGGUUCACAUAUCAUGUUGUCUGCGUGCGGAUGUUACUCAACGAAGAUGGUGACAAGAUUGUGGGCGAUGUGACCCUGUUCAACGACACGCUUAAAGAGCGCCUGGGAGCGACAUCCAAGGAGCUAGAGAAAUUUGCGUCGGAUGAGCAGCGCGUGCUAGCGCUAGAGAGAGUAUUCGAGAUUCAUAUCUCCGAGGCCGAUCGGGAGAGUAUUCGCCAUACAAUAUCGGAAAUCCUCUAGAGAACGGCGCAGCCGGAGAAUGGACAUCCGGAAAAGGCUGUAGGAAGACAAAUCAGCGCACUGAUAGGUAUUUGUUGAUUAAAUAUCAUCUGGACAUUUGAGUUAAUU
Aspergillus costaricaensis CBS 115574 is the source of this 1089-nucleotide messenger RNA. RefSeq names its product arylamine N-acetyltransferase family protein. The coding region runs from base 1 to 981 and encodes 326 amino acids. The record is from RefSeq and is a predicted model, not a curated record. Lineage: Eukaryota; Fungi; Ascomycota; Eurotiomycetes; Eurotiales; Aspergillaceae. The transcript is spliced from 2 exons. Gene Ontology annotation, molecular function: acetyltransferase activity.